AAGAAGAAGAAAAUGGGUGAUGGGUAAAUCAAAAAGGAAAAAAAGAAAAAAUUUUGCUGCUCAAUCCCAAAUGGGUGCUUGCGAUUUUGGAAGAAGAAUAUCCCGAGAGCAUGUCAACGAGUUGUGUGUUCUCACGGAGCAAAGUUUUUCCCCAGUAUAAAAGCAAGCUGUUUAAGAGAGAACAAAAAAUUGAAAAAUUCUUUGGAAUCGGAAAAAACUCUCUCCUCUAAAAGAUGGCUUUUAUGCCCCAUUUUGAAGAGAUGAUUCCGAGUCCUUCUCCCACCGUUGCUUUUUUUGAUCUCCGCCUCAGCAGAUUCCCUCCAUUUUUUAUUUUUUAUUUUUCUCUUCAUUGCUUUCCCAAGCCAAGAAUCUCUCUAUCACUUCCCUUUCUCUCUUACAGAUUCUCUCUUCUCUCUACUGCUUCUUUUAACGAUGCCUUAUGCAAUGUUCUUCAAUCCCUUUAUUUCCAAGCCGUUAUUUCUCCUUCUUCUCUCUCUGGGUCUGGGCCCUUUUCGAUUUGAGGCCCCUUUUUCGUCCGGACGAUAUUCCGGCGAUUGCUCUUACAAAUUUCCCUUUUAUUGGUUUCCAUGGCUCCUUCAGGUGUCAAUCAUCUUUCUCACCCUUGCAUUUCUGGGGAUUUUGCUUCCUCCCACGCAGAGAAAAAAUCUGGGUGGAUGAAAUGGUUGAGCAGGAUUUUCCGGCCCGGAGCCAACCGCGGGGGAGGCGGCAGCCGCCAUCCGCAGCAGCUUGUUGGUGAUCAGGAAAACAUGUUCCGGAGAGCGCCGGCGAGAUCAUCGGAGGAUCCUUCUCGAGCUCAGAAGGAGAAAGAAGAACUAGACCAUGCCAUUGCACUCUCCUUGGCUGAAGAUUUGAAACGACGAAAUCGGUAUCGACGGCGUACAGACAAUGACGAAGCAAUUGCUAGAGAACUGCAGGAUAAGAUGAACCUAUCUCCUUAUCCUUCUGUGGCCCCUCCGCAGUACCAUCCUGGUGACUAUAGUUGCAGAUAUUGUGGUGGCUGCAAUCGUGCAAUUGGCUAUGGCAAUUAUUUGGGAUGCAUGGGCACCUACUUCCAUCCGAGUUGCUUCCGUUGUCGUUCUUGCGGUUAUCCUAUUACYGAGCACGAGUUUUCAUUGUCUGGGAAAGAUCCAUAUCACAAGUCCUGUUUCAAAGAGCUGACCCAUCCAAAGUGUGAAGUCUGCCACCAAUUUAUCCCUACGAAUCGAGCCGGUCUGAUCGAGUACAGAUGUCAUCCCUUUUGGUCCCAAAAGUAUUGUCCAUCACAUGAACAUGACAACACAGCACGUUGUUGUAGCUGCGAACGCUUGGAGUCUUGGAAUGCAAGAUACAUUUCUUUGGGAGAUGGGCGGAGUUUGUGCCUAGAAUGCAUGGAAUCUGCUAUCAUGGACACCGGGGACUGCCAACCGCUCUACCAUUCCAUCCGAGACUAUUAUGAAGGGAUGAACAUGAGGAUAGAUCAACAAAUUCCCAUGCUUCUAGUUGAAAGACAGGCGCUAAAUGAAGCUAUUGUUGGGGAGAAGCAUGGCUUCCAUCACAUGCCUGAGACUAGAGGUUUAUGCCUUUCUGAAGAGCAGACUGUCACCAGUAUUCUCAAGAGGCCAAGGAUCGGAGGGCAUCGACUGGUAGGAAUGAGAACUCAACCGCAGAAGCUGAUUCGUAGAUGUGAAGUUACAGCCAUCCUUGUUCUCUAUGGUCUCCCAAGAUUACUAACAGGUGCUAUUCUUGCCCACGAGUUGAUGCACGGCUGGUUACGGCUAAAAGGAUAUCGCAACCUUAACCCAGAGGUCGAAGAAGGUAUCUGUCAAGUGCUUUCCUACAUGUGGCUUGAAGCAGAAGUAAUGCCGGGAUUUCGAUCGGGGCCUUCGACAUCAGGCGCAUCCUCAUCUUCUUCCUCUUCCUCGUCGUACCACUCCUCUACCUCGUCAAAGAAAGGCGGUAGAUCUUCUGCUGAGAACAAACUGGGCGAGUUUUUCAUGCACCAAAUAGCGAAUGACGCCUCGGCAGCGUACGGGGAAGGAUUCAGAGCUGCAAAUUCUGCAGUGAAUAAGUAUGGCUUGCGUCGAACUCUCGACCAUAUUCGCAUGACAGGAAGUUUCCCUGUGUAAUAUAGAGAGACUUGAAACUCCCUCUUCUACGUCUGGUUUAGAGUCUAGACAGUGCUCUACGAGGAUCUGGUUCACAAGCAGUCUCUUCUCUAAUAACAUGUAUUUCUUCUUCCAACUUUGUGUUGAAAGUGUCAACUCUUUGGCUUC
Molecule: messenger RNA, 2273 nt
Organism: Momordica charantia (bitter melon)
Lineage: Eukaryota; Viridiplantae; Streptophyta; Magnoliopsida; Cucurbitales; Cucurbitaceae
Gene: DAR2
Product: DA1-related protein 2
Molecular function (GO): ubiquitin binding
Source: RefSeq, a predicted model, not a curated record